AUGUCAAUGGUUCUGCCCGGUGUGACAUUAAUCGGUUAUAAUCGUCUGGCACCCUGUUCACUUGCCUUGCCCCAUGAUCGAUUCGCAAUGCACACUGACUGGUUUGGCUGUCCAACAAAACGUGUUAUUGCCCAUCACGGAUCUGAACCACCACAACUGAUAUUGGCUGAGCGUCAAUCAUCGUUGGGCACUUACAAUGUAACUGUUGGACGAUUCACGGAUGACAUACUAGUCCUCUUUUUCGGACAAAAUGGGUGGCUAGGCUGGCAAUCGGGUAUCGACUUACGACGACCGUAUAAGCCGUGCGAUAUCUAUAUCAAAUUGUUCUUUACCUCUUUUCUAUGCAAACCAAACGCAAAACAAGUACUCAUCAUUGGCCUCGGUGGUGGCGUAUUGCCCAUGCUCAUUCGACAUUAUUUUCCAACAGUUAUAAUCCAUGUAGUCGAAAUAGAUGAGACGGUUAUUGAAUUGGCAUCGGAAUUUUUUUAUCUUACCGAGCAAAUGAAAAAUGGAUACAUGCAUGUCAUAGCAGAUGAUGGUUUUCUUUAUGCCAGUGAAACAGCCCAUCGGUAUGAUAUAAUUUUCAUCGAUGCAUUUGUUGAAGACGCAAUGCCUAGUCACAUGAAUACGUCGCAAUUUUUUUCCAACUUGCAUGGGAUUUUGAACAAUGGUGGCUGUCUGGUGACAAAUGCUAAUCUUCCUACCAACGACGUCUAUGCUCGACUUAUACAAACAUGUUCCUCAACAUUUGAAUCAAAUGUUUUAUUCGCCCAUACGAAUAUAAUAGAAAAUGCACGUGUUAUCAUAUCUGGCACUCGAACUUGUCUAACGUCGAUUUCUUCACCAGCACAAGCUAUUCAGAAAGCUCAAUGGUUAGAAUCAGAUGUACUCCUAGAGUUUAGUCUUUCACGUCUCGUCACAUUCGCCUAUCGAGGUCUACUAAUUGACAACGAUGCGAGAAUAUCAACCUGA
This is a messenger RNA of Rotaria socialis, 972 nucleotides long. Lineage: Eukaryota; Metazoa; Rotifera; Eurotatoria; Philodinida; Philodinidae. The record is from the annotation of a GenBank genome assembly.